Messenger RNA from Nelumbo nucifera (sacred lotus), 3963 nucleotides. NCBI's taxonomy places the organism in Eukaryota, Viridiplantae, Streptophyta, Magnoliopsida, Proteales, Nelumbonaceae. The record is from RefSeq and is a predicted model, not a curated record.
ACCGGUGCGAAGAAGAAACGUUCUUCUCGUUCGAACACGCCAGAGCGAGGGUUCUGAAGAGAGGGAAAGACACACAGAGAAGAGAGAAGAGAGAGAGGGAGAAAGAGAGAAGGAGGGAGAGAGAGAGAGAGGAUAUGGUGGUGAAUAGGAUAACACGGUGGAAGUGUCGAGGAUAAGCCCUUGUUCCAAGCUCUCGGCGGCUGCCAAGAUUUCAGUAUUCUAAACAAGCUAUGACAUUUGCUUCACCUGGCAAUUUUUGUGGAUAGGCUCUUAAUCGUACAUUAUGCAUCAAUUCCUCGGCUGCUUCAACUAAUUAGGGCAUUGGAGUCUUCUGACAAUCACAUAACCAGGGUCCAAGUCUUAGGCUGCAAUUAGCUUUCUUACAUAAGCAGAGGAGCAUGUUACAAGGACUACUUCAAAGCUUGGAACUGCUUGGUUGGUGUGUGGAAACAGAAUGACGCUAGAGGACUUCUUUACCCUGACUGAGAUGAAGGAUGGGCUUACAGCCCCUGCCAGAGUUGAGGAGCUAGUUUCUAUGAUAAAGGAAAAUGAUCUUCCUGGGAAGAAUGUCAGAGAGGCAGCCAGACAGUGGUGCACUGUUGCAAGCACCUUGGCAGCCACAGAAAAUAAGGAUUGUCUUAACCGCUUUAUUCAUUUAGAUGGGCUCCAUUUCCUUAAUCAAUGGCUCCAUGAAGUGCAGAAGUUUAGUAAUGACAAAAGCGACAGUUCUGCAGAAGAAUCAGUAACUGCACUCUUGGGUGCACUUGAGAAGCUGCCCAUUGAUAAAGAGAAAUCAGUUUCUUCUGGAAUUGGAGUAACUGUGAAUCAUCUUUUUAGCCACCACAGCUUCAAGGUUCAGGAUAGGGCAAGAGCUCUGAUUGAUGGUUGGAACCAAGGAAGACAGAAUGAAGCCAGUAAUAAAGAUGCUGAAAAAAAUGAGGCAUGCCUUAAUGACAAUGUUUCGCCCAGUGGAGAAAUAGCUGUUGAGAGUGGUUGCCUGGAACAGACAGUUCUUAAUGUUACUCCUUUCAGAGGAUAUGCUGAUGAAGAUAAUCACAUAGUGGAGCCUUCUGGGCGUGAAUCCCAGCUAUCAAGAAGCUCAGAUAGCUCUCACUCACAGAGUCUUAAAGACAUAAAGCUCCCUAUGUCUGGUAAUCAGGGUAUUUCUCAAAAUUCAAGCCCGUUAGAGGGAGAUGAGCUCCCAGGAGAUGCUCUUGGCUCCUCUGUAAUGGAAGAUUCCUCUUUGCCUCGUGCAGAUGGGACAAUCUCCCCAGGGGCAUGCACUUCCCCAGGUCCAGUUGAAGUUGAUGUUAGGAAGUCCUUAGAUGUUUCAGAAUUAAAAGGUUUCACUGAUGACAAGAAAGAAAUAGACAUACCAGAUGACCUUGGCAAGGACGUGUCUUCUGUUUCUGCAUCACUGGGCCCUGAAUAUGUUUCUUCUACGGAUGCUGCUGCUGCUCAGAAAUCUGUGGUGGAACUUUCUGUACCAACUGGUUUUGAUGCAAAAGAGAUGAAACUUUGUCCAAAGAAGAUUUCUCCAACUACUUCCACUUGUCUUGACAGUGAUGUGGUUACACUAUCAGAACCAAAGAGGGGGUUAGUUGAUUGUGGGGUAGUAAAACAUUCCAGAAGCACAAUGGAUAUAAAAUCUAGGGGUCAAGCUGGUGAAUGUAUUUCCAAUGUUUCAGAGGACUUAUCUGGCAAUGGCUAUAUCUCAAGAAAGACAGAGGGUUCGCAGAUUUCUUUUUGCAGGAAGGAAGACAUUGAUCCAACAAAAGAUCUCAAGGACUUUUCUGGUGAAUCGAGUUUGAAGGUAGGGAAAGGAGAGGAGUUGGCACUACAUGCUGAUGUUUCACAACAGACGAUAGAUGCUGAUGUUUCACGACAGACGAUAGAUACUGAAGGCUCAGAUAAGGUUGACAAGAGAAAAUCAGAGAUGGACCUUGAGUAUGGUGUAGAUGAUGCACUUGAAGUUGCUAGACAAGUUGCUAAAGAAGUGGAGCAAGAGGUAGUGGAUUAUAGAGAACCAUUAUGUAGUUCUUCCUCUGAGAAUAAUUCAGAAGGUGGAGUUGUGCAGCACUCUAGCCUUGAUUCUAUAAAUGGAGAGCAGGACCAAUCGACAAUGGGACCACAAAAUGAGGUCCCAACAGGACAAAAUCUUUGUGCAGUGGCCUCGUCACCAAAUGGAAGAGAGCAUUUAAUAUGUUCAGAUAACGGGGAUAGAAAAUCUGAAGAUUGCAUGCAAGAUAUGGAGAUAUCCCAGGUCACAGAAGCUGCUCAAGAACCAAAUAGUACCACCGAGAAGGACAUUUAUGAAUUCGAUUUGAACAAGGAGGUCUGCUCAGAGGAAAUGGAUCGCCCAAUGACUCCAAUAUCUGCUCCAAAACCCAUUGUUGCUGCUUCAAAAGCAGCUAUUACUGCUGGAAUGUCUGUGGCUCCUCUGCACUUUGAGGGGGCACUGGGAUGGAAGGGGUCUGCUGCAACAAGUGCUUUCCGCCCACCAUCUCCCCGCAGGACUCUGGAUGGUGAGAAGACACCCUCUGUCGAGGGAAGCAGCUACAGUUCAAAGCAGAGGCAGGAUGUUCUUGAUAUUGAUCUGAACGUGGCUGAAGUUGACGAUGAGGGGGUCACUGAUACGGCACUGAUGAAACAAAUGCCAGUAUCUUCUGGCCUUCUUUCUGGGGAAUCUUCCACUGAAGUGAGCUCAAAAAGGGCAGAGAGACUCAAGCUGGACUUGAAUCGUGUUGAUGAAAAUGAAGAUGCCCCAUCAUCAGACUGGAGGAUGGAUGAAAAAUCCCCUUAUCAUCACUGUAAUGGCAAUCAAAGCCCGUCUCCUUCCUCAGCUUCAUCAUCAAGACAGCCUUCAAUGAGGAAUAUAGACUUGAAUGACAGCUUUUCUGUCUUUGAUGAUUCUCAUGAUCGACGUGCUGAGAUGAAGUCAACUUCCCAAGGCAUGAAUGAUCCUGUCAUCUCUAUCAUGGGUACAAAAGUGGAGGUCAAUAGAAAGGAGUUUUUACCCCCAAGUCAGUCCUUCCUGCCAAAUGGGCAGGUUGCUGAAUAUGUGAUGGGGACCAAUUCAGCAAGCUUAGGUAGUGGCAUUGCAGCAUAUCCAGUGAUGACAUAUACACACGCACCUCCGGUGUUUAGUUACAAUGGCCUCACAGUGGGGCCUUCUGUGUCUCUUUCACCAGCUAUGUAUGGACCUGGCUCUGUUCCAUACAUGGUUGAUUCAAGGGGAAAUCCUGUGGCACCACAGGUAGUGGGCUCUCCAGUCCCUGGCCCCUCUUACUCCCAACCAUCAUUCAUUAUGAACAUGCCUGGCCCUCCAUCUGGGUUGAAUGGUGUUGGGCCAUCACAUUCAAGCCUUGAUUUGAAUUCAGGGUUAACAACGGUGGAAGGUGAGAACAGGGAAUUGGGGGGCUCCCGGCAGCUAUUUAUUCAGGGGCAGAGCAGAUCUGAUGAGGAACAGAUAAAGCCUGCAUCAUGGUCAUUAAGUUCAGGAAUGGCAGUGAGGCGGAAGGAACCUGAUGGUGGGCGGGAUUCAUAUCCAAGUGGUAACAAACAACAGCGACCAUGAAAUUAGAGGUUUUUUCUUUUAAUUUUAUUUAUCCAAGGCUUCUUCCUCCAAGGGAGGAGAUAUUGUUGGUUUAGGAAAACAACAAAGAUCAGUGCUUACAUUACCAAACAGAUGUGGCCCAGAAGAUAGAUAGAGGAACCCAUUGGCUUAGGUGGGACAACGGGUGGAACUGAAUAAAGCUGGAAGACUGAUCUGAUUACCAGCGUCUGGGUGGGUGAUAGAGUAGUCUUGAUUGUUCUCCUUUCUUUAAUUUUAAUCUUAUUUAUUUUCUUGUUAUUUUUUUUUCUUCCCAUAGUAAGGCAACUGCAGCCAGAGAAAGCUGGGUCCAGUUUAUCUGUAUAUCUCAUAUAUCAACAGGAAAUGAAAGAAUUGGAUCUUCUUUAAUA